This is a messenger RNA of Daphnia magna, 1112 nucleotides long. RefSeq lists its product as uncharacterized. Lineage: Eukaryota; Metazoa; Arthropoda; Branchiopoda; Diplostraca; Daphniidae. The record is from RefSeq and is a predicted model, not a curated record.
AUGUGGAAAGUUGUCUGCUACUUUUUUUGCUUAAGCAGUCGCGUGGCUUUUUCGUUGGUGUUAAAUAAUAUGCAGCUGAAAUACUACCUUUUACAUUACCUAUUCAAUAUUUUUUUGGCAUUCACAGUCAAACAUGGAAGAUCACAUUCACUCAGCAAUUCUGAAAUUGUUCACGAUGAAACAGAUCUAGCUGAAAAGAGGCUAAAUGAAGCCAUGGCACAAAAAAAAGAAUUACAACACAUGAAAAAUAUAAUGGGGAGACAAAUUAAACAGAAGAACAAAGAAGAUCGAAUCAGAAUUUCUCAGUUCAAAGAAUCCUUUAAAGGAAAAAAGGAAGUACCUAAUCGAAAUAAACCAUGGAAAACUAUCGAAUGGCAAAACUAUUGGAAUUCUUUGGGUAACCACGAUCAAAACAACCUUGACAGGAGGAAGUCGCACUGCCACAAGAGUAUCUACACCAAAAUAGAUGAAAUGGCUGAGAACUUCAAUGCUCCAGUUAGAAAAGACAGAAGUUGUGUGAAGAAAAGGGCAUAUGGCAAGAGAGAGCCAGCAAGAGAGAGAGAAGAGAAAGUAAUCGACCAAGACAAUGAAUCACUACUUCAUGACAAUCCAAAGCAGAGAAACUUCAUUGAAAAAGGAGCCAGCAAAAGAAAUAGAACAGCAAAGAAGAAAACUAUCGAACAUGAAAAUGAAUCAGUACUCCUCGAGAAUCAUGAGCAGAAAAACUCCAUUGAAAGAGGAAAAAAGAAAAAGUCGAAAGAGAAAAAAGAUGAAAGGACAGGAAACAAUAAAAUGAAAUCAUCUAAAGAGAGAGCAGAAGAAGAAGAAGAAGAAGAAAAUAACAAAAUGGAGAAACAGGAACAAGACGAGGAAAUGGAAGGUUGCCUGGAAGACCGAAAGGACGAGGAAAGGUCCCAGCAGGAAAAAAAUUAUAGAACAGAAGUUCGUCUGAUUUGUUCUCCAAUACGCUGAUUUGUAUUUCAAUGGAAGUGUAAUAAUAUAAAAGCGUUAAUUACCAAGCAUCGAAACGUUUUUUUAUUUGUUGCGCUAUGAUAGUCGAAAACCACUUCUUUAUUUCCUUAAUUUAAAUUACAGUUAAAAAAUGAACAUAC